AUGCCACUCUUCCGCAAAAAACCCAAGUCUCCGCCCACCGCGUCGCCCGCAUUCCGAUCUGUCGAGCAUCUUCCCCAACUGACCGACCGCCGCGGCUCCUCCGUCUCCACCGCCAUUCCAGCUCAUCCUCCACUGCCUCACUCUCAACCGCAGCCACUGCCUGUCCCUCCUCCUCCCUAUUAUCAUCCCGCCCACACGCCGUCUCAGUCGUCCCUGCAUCGCUCGCAGAGUCAACGCCACUCCCGCAGCGACCCCGCCGUCGCCCUGCCCGCCUCACCCUCUGCACCGCAGCAGCGCUUCGAUGUGGACCCGUCCGACGACGAGCUCGACGAACAACAACACCACGACGGUCAUCACCCGCGUCGCACCAUCCGGAAUAUCUUCUCCCUGCAUUCGUCCCACUCUCCGAGGGAUUCCACCGGUCCUCUCGAGCGCCAUCGUUCCCUGAGAAGAGCGUCGCCUGCCGCUCGUCGCAACCGCCCGCUGUCCGUCGACACGACCGGUGCGGACAACCACCCCCCGCUGACCUCCCGCUCGCGAGAGUAUGUGGUAGAGUCCCUCCGCUCGACGCCUCAGUCUCCUAUGCCACCACAGGACUUCCUCCCUUCGUCUCAGAAUAACCCCCGGCUGCCGCGGUCCCCGCACGUGCCGUCCAUUCAGCGGUCCAACACCGAUUCUUCGUUGGUGCUCGAUACUCCCCCUCCGACCAACUUACAUCAUCCGUCGCCUGUCGAUCCGUCCAGAAACCAUCCGGCCGAGCUGAUCCCCGGUCCGGUCCAGCACCCAUCUCUGGACCCGUCCAGCGCUCGUCCUCCGUCGCGACAGUCCAUCGGACCCCCUUCCCCUCUUCGUCCGCUUCCUAGCCACCCGCCCGACGUUCCACAGCAGAGCAUGUCGGACCGUCCGUCCACGGGACCUGCAUCGGGUCCCCCUGCCAGCUCCACCUUUGGGCAGGGCGCUCCGGACACGGGCCUCCGCAACAAUAACAAUCCCGUUCAAGCGUCCGAGCCGGGACGCAGCACGCCAACCUCCAACCACAGCCGAAGCCGCGACGAGGCAGAUGUCGACAUGCGAUCCCUGGUGCAGAAGCAUGACGAGCUCCAGGCCCAGGUGCAGCACCUGCAGAACACGGUCGCCCAUCAGCGCAUGGCGGUGUCGCGAACCGUCCUCGACGACAACGAGUACGCCAACCGGUUUGGCCGCCUCGACGGAGCCAUCAAGGACCUGGCGUUCGCCGUCCGCAAGGACUGGAAGACUCUCCCCUCCUGGCUGAGCGGAUUCGUCAACGAGGAUGCUGCCGCCGUCGGCACGAAGGAAAUGACCGCCAUCGGCCGCGCGCUCAUGAGUCGCUGGUUGGCGGACGAAGUGUUCGGGCGCUAUUUCCACCCGGUGCUGGAGCCGUCCUUCAGCCGGCACCUGAAGGAAAUCGAGCUGAACCUGCGCCGGCAGCAGGGCAAAACCGCCACGGAGGAGGACAAGGAGAAUGCCAUCGCCCGCAUCUCGAACUGGCGUCGCACGACCUUGGACGGGCUCGAGGACCGGCUGAUCGGACCGGCCGCCGACGAAUACCGCACCCAGCUGAUCGACAACCUGGUGAAGGGCUUGGUUAAGGCGCUCACCGAUCACCUGCAGAGUCCGCCACCCCCAGGAAUCGACAACGGCGCCCGCAUGAUCGUGGAAAACGCCGUCGGCAUCGCGGAGAAAAUCCCUCUCGAGUCUCGCGAUCUCUGCGUGGACUACCUCCUCCCCGGCACCGUUGUCCACGAACCCACGAUGAAGGUCGAGACCGGUAUCCCCCCCUUAACCAAUGCCAGUCCUCCUGAAGCCCUCGCUACCCGCGGUUCCGACGAUCAGGACCGUCCUGCCGACCAUCCCGGCGCCGAGGACCCCGACCUCGACUCCUCGUCGGGCUCGACCAACCCCGACGCCGCAACCCCGGGACGCGAACAGCGCGUGCGCUCCGUCUUCAGCAGCCUGAUGGGUCGCAAGCAACAGCAACAAGGCGCACCGACGGCCCCGGGUCCUGGCGGCAACGGGGACUCGGUCCGCCCGACGACCGCCGGCGCCGACGACCGUGCGGGUGGCGUGCCUCCUACACCGCGCAUUCGCUUUUCGACCUUCAUUACGGCUGACGUCCGGGGGAGAGGACCGGUGAAUGUGCUGGUCAAGGCGCCGAUGAGGAUGAGAUUGAAUUGCUGGCGUCACUCGAAGGUUGACAUCGGACCAUCGAGUGCUGGUGCAUACACUAAUAACAGCACAGUACAGAUGGAGUCACGAGACAUCUCUUCCCGUGACUCCAGCAUUGGACUUACUCUUAUUGCAGAUGGUCUGGGCUCUAUUGAUCAGGACGCCAGAUUAAGUCGGAGAGUCCGAAAUAGUGAGGCCGGGGAAUACCUGCGAGCUUGGGAGUGA
Molecule: messenger RNA, 2412 nt
Organism: Aspergillus steynii IBT 23096
Lineage: Eukaryota; Fungi; Ascomycota; Eurotiomycetes; Eurotiales; Aspergillaceae
Exons: 7
Coding region: 1-2412 (803 amino acids)
Source: RefSeq, a predicted model, not a curated record